AAAAGCUGAUUUCUCGAAAACAGCAAAGUCGAAGUAGCAUGAAAAAGAAGUAAAUAUAAACAAUAAAGUAUGGCCGGAAAGAAAUUUGAAAAAGGAAAAAAUCGGGCUACAAGCUCUCUUCCGCCGUCAAUUUUAAAACUUAGUGACAAAAUAGGUCUGAGGAAAGUGCCAGAUGAUUAUAUUAAAUCUUUUUUGAAGGAAAUAUUGCCAAACUCUUCUUACAAAUUAGAUGAUUACAAACAAUAUAUUUUUAGUUUUGAUAAAUUUAAGAAAAGAAACAAAGCUAUUCAACGGAAGAAAAGAAAAACUUUAUUGAAUGCGCAUGAACAACGUGAAUUGGCCAUUUUUAAAUUGGAUCCCAAUGCAACAAAAUUCCAGAACUUCAUUCCUAUUAAUGAAUUAUGGAAGCAGUAUAUGAAAAAUAUGUUGGAAUUAAAAGAAUCUUUACCUAGUGAUUUAUCCAAUGUACAUAUCAAACUUGCUAAAGCUGAUUAUCAUGGAUGUAUGAUAGUAGUAGCAUCAUCUAUUUGCCCACAUUAUGUUGGUAUUCGUGGUAUUGUGAUACAAGAAACAAAAAAUGUUUUCAGGAUUAUUACACCAGAAGAUAAAGUAAAAACUGUACCGAAAAAAGGUAGCAUCUUUUGUUUCACAUUAGGAGAAAAUGUAUUCAAAAUUUAUGGUGACAAUUUUAUGAAACUACCAUAUGAAAGAAUGAAGAAGUUUAAAAGACAAUUUGUUGUAGACCCUUAGUCCUAAUAAAAUUUGUAUAAUUAUUAAA
Messenger RNA from Parasteatoda tepidariorum (common house spider), 778 nucleotides. RefSeq names its product ribonuclease P/MRP subunit POP4 (gene Pop4). Gene Ontology annotation, cellular component: ribonuclease P complex; ribonuclease MRP complex. Gene Ontology annotation, biological process: tRNA 5'-leader removal; rRNA processing. The record is from RefSeq and is a predicted model, not a curated record. Gene Ontology annotation, molecular function: ribonuclease P RNA binding. NCBI's taxonomy places the organism in Eukaryota, Metazoa, Arthropoda, Arachnida, Araneae, Theridiidae.